AUGGAAUGUUUGGGUGAAUUAUUUGAAUGCAUUUCAGACACUUUAACAGUCGUUUAUGAGAUUCUUGAAAAUUUAUCAUUCUUAAAUUUAUUUCUUCCACAGUCAAUAAAUUCGAAUAGCUUAAGGGAAUUAACCCUCGAAGGUAAAUCUCUUCAUAUUGGUUCAAAUGUAUUUACUGGCUUAAAACAAAUUGAUUUUUUCAAUAUUCGUGGUGCAUCAAUGAUUUUUUCAGAUGCUUUCGAGAAUGUUUCUCGUAUUCAUAGUGCUUCAAUAUCACUAUCUUCGAAUGAAAUUCAAAGGAUCGGUAAUGAAGCAUUCAGCGGUCUCUACACAGUUGCUCGUCUCGUUAUUCAUGAAAAUACAAUCGAAAAUAUAUCGAACUAUGCCUUUUCGUCUAUAAUUAAUAUUGGUGAAUUAAUUAUAAAAAAUAAUAUAAUAAUAAAUAUUGGCGAAGAAUCGUUUUCAAGCCCAGCAUGGAGAACUAAAAUUUCUGAUAAUAAAUUUUAUUGCAGUUGUAAUAUAUAUUGGAUAAAGAAUAUUAAAGUUUGUUUAUUAGCGAUUUUUAAGGACGUAUUUAUUCUAAGACGGAAUUAUUGUGGAGCAGAAGAAGGCCAUCGAACUCUUAUAAAUUAUUCGCCGAUCUGCAAUAAAGCCCCGCGAAACAUUAAUGGCGCUAAAGCCUUUUGUAAAUAUUUAAUCUUUUUGUUCCUCAUGAUUAUUGUAUAA
Dracunculus medinensis (Guinea worm) is the source of this 726-nucleotide messenger RNA. NCBI's taxonomy places the organism in Eukaryota, Metazoa, Nematoda, Chromadorea, Rhabditida, Dracunculidae. The record is from the annotation of a GenBank genome assembly.